AAAACCAUUUUAUUUUAAUGAGAGAGAGAACAGGGAAGCUGGUGACCAUUUAUACCCUAAACUCAGAAAUCCCAGGGCCACCUCUGCCUUGCUCUAUAGGACAGGUCAAAGCAGGCACGUGUCCACCCCCAUUCAAGGAGCGGGGAUGUAGUCCUGUCCUCAUUUGCAUAUCAAUGGACCAAUCAGGGACGGGGGCCAGCACUCUUCUCGACGUUAGCCAGCGUCACCUCGGCCUCAACAGAGUCCCCUUCCAGCUCCCCCCCCAGACUGCGUCUCCUCAGCAGGACCUGUAACACCAGCACUGAAGCAGCAAGAGACCCUCACUGGCGCUGUCUGCACUGAGCGGUCUCACACCGAAGCCGUCCCACAGCCCAGCCGUUCCACACACGGGCUGUAUCACAACUGUAUCAGUAAAGCCUCCCCUCAUUACCGCACCCCGAGAAUUUCCGGGGGUAUUGCCUUGGUGACCACCACCUUCAGUUGACAGUAUUCAAGGGUGAGUGAAUGAAAGAAUAAAUGCAUGAGAAGUGAGCGCACGAGAUUGACCCUUAGGGCCACCUGUACUUACUGCACCCCUAAUAUCCUCGCCCUGCUGCCUUUCCUGCCUUUCCGAGCGCCCCCUGUCUGUCAGUAGCCCCAAUCAGACUGCUUGGCCGGCUUAGCCUGCUUUCCCCUCUCGGUAAUAGGCGCCAAGUUGCUCCCGAUGCCUUCUGGGGAAUGUAGUCUUUGGCGCUUGUUUGCGUUUCCUGUCGGCUUCGGCAUUAAGACAGUCACAAAACUUCCUUGGGAUCCCUAAGCUAUCGCGAUGGCAUUGCAUCUUGGGAAUUGUAGUCCUCCGUUGACAGUUUCCGCUACAAUCGGCUGCAAAUGGAACAACAAUUCCCACCAUGCACCGUGCGAAAAGUUCGCUUGGGGCUAGCCCGCGAACUUCUGGGAGAUAUAGUUCUCAAACCUCACAGUUCCUUCCCUAUCCUACAGAGCAGGCCGGCUCCGAGGACUACAUUUCUCUAUGAGCUCCCAUUAGACCACGGCACCCGGCAGCGGCCACCAUUUUGUUCCGCCCAAGGAGCCCCUAAGAUGGCGGCGGGGGAGACAGUGAAGGUUGCAGCCGGACCCUCCGGGCUCUAGCCCGCCGUCUCCCCGUCUCCCAGCGGCCAGCCCAUGGCCUGGCAGAGGUCCGGACCAUGGACCUCCGCACCGUCGUGUACAAUGCCGCCCGCGACGGCAAGCUUCAGCUGCUUCAAAAGCUGCUCAGCGGCCGGAGCCGAGAGGAGCUGGACGAGCUGACGGGCGAGGUGGCCGGCGAGGGGACGCCGCUGCUCAUCGCCUCCCGCUACGGCCACCUGGACGUGGUCGAGUACCUGGUGGACCGGUGCGACUCCACGCCGCUGCGCGCCGCCUGCUUCGAUGGGCACCUGGAAGUGGUGCGCUACCUGGUGGGCGAGCACCAGGCCGACCUGGAGGUGGCGAACCGGCACGGGCACACGUGCCUCAUGAUCUCCUGUUACAAGGGCCACCGUGAGAUCGCCCGCUACCUGCUGGAGCAGGGCGCCCAGGUGAACCGGCGCAGCGCCAAGGGUAACACCGCCCUGCACGACUGCGCCGAGUCCGGCAGCCUGGAGAUCCUGCAGCUGCUGCUCGGGUGCAACGCUCGCAUGGAACGCGAUGGCUACGGCAUGACCCCGUUGCUGGCAGCCAGUGUGACCGGCCACACCAACAUCGUGGAAUACCUUAUCCAGGAGCAGCCUGCCGGGAUGGAGGUGCAGCCAGGGCUGGCCCCAGAAGGUCCCUCCGGUCUGGGAUGCAUCCAGUCCCAGGGGGCCAGCUGUUGCCGUUCCUCCCCAGAGGAACCGCUGAGUGAAACUUACGAGAGCUGCUGCCCCACCAGCCGGGAAGCUGCCGUGGAAGCCUUGGAAUUGCUGGGAGCCACGUAUGUGGAUAAGAAGCGGGAUCUGCUUGGGGCCCUGAAACAUUGGAGACGGGCUAUGGAGCUGCGGCACCAGGGGGGCGAGUAUCUGCCCAAACCGGAGCCCCCGCAGCUGGUCCUGGCCUAUGAUUAUUCCAGGGAGGUGAACACUGCCGAGGAAUUGGAAGCACUUAUCACCGACCCAGACGAGAUGCGCAUGCAGGCCCUGUUGAUCCGAGAGCGCAUCCUGGGUCCCUCUCACCCAGACACUUCUUAUUAUAUCCGUUACAGGGGAGCCGUGUAUGCCGACUCCGGCAAUUUUGAGCGCUGCAUCCGCUUGUGGAAAUACGCCCUAGACAUGCAGCAGAACAACCUGGAGCCUCUGAGCCCCAUGACCGCCAGCAGCUUCCUUUCGUUUGCUGAACUCUUCUCUUACGUACUUCAGGACCGGGCAGCCAAGGGCAGCCUGGGCACGCAAAUUGGCUUUGCUGAUCUCAUGGGGGUGCUCUGCAAAGGGGUCCGGGAAGUGGAACGGGCCCUGCAGCUGCCCAAGGAGCCUGGGGACUCUGUCCAGUUCACCAAGGCCCUGGCCAUCAUCCUCCACCUGCUCUAUCUGUUGGAGAAAGUGGAAUGCACGCCCGACCAGGAGCAUCUGAAGCAUCAGACCGUCUACCGGCUGCUGAAGUGUGCCCCCCGGGGCAAGAACGGCUUCACCCCUUUGCACAUGGCCGUGGACAAGGACACCACAAACGUGGGCCGGUACCCAGUGGGCAGAUUCCCCUCCCUCCAGGUGGUCAAGGUACUGCUUGACUGUGGGGCCGACCCAGACAGUCGGGACUUUGACAACAACACCCCGUUGCACAUAGCUGCCCAGAACAAUUGUCCGGGGAUUAUGAAUGCCCUGAUUGAAGCGGGGGCCCACAUGGAUGCCACCAACGCCUUCAAGAAAACAGCCUACGAACUGCUGGAUGAGAAGCUGCUGGCUAAGAGCACCAUCCAGCCCUUCAACUACGUAACCCUGCAGUGCCUUGCAGCCCGCACCCUGGACAAGAAUAAAAUCCCCUACAAAGGCUUCAUCCCUGAGGAGCUGGAGGCUUUCAUUGAACUGCACUGAUAGGAUUCUGCGAGGGGAGAAACCCGGAGAGGUGCCCACACCAGUCCUUGCCAUCUCUCGGUGAGCACUUCAGGUGGCAUGAAGCAGGAAGAAGGGCUCUCCCAACUCCACGGCCUUUCACCUUGCAGAAAGCGGGGAAAGGAGUUAGCUAUUGGUGCUAGAAGCCUUCGGGGUCAUGUGCUCAGAGAACUGUCUUUCUCAGGAGGACAUGCACUACUUUCCACACAUCCCAUCUGCCUGGGUCUAGGAAGAUGUUGCUUUCUGAGCGGCAGAGGGAUCGAAGCCAUUGUUUUCCUGUACUAGAAACAAGAAGAAACUGAAACUUGGGUCUGUCCUUCUUUGCCCCUUAUGUAGCUAGAUAAACCCAGCCACAAAAUGCAGUGUUAGGAAUGGGGCUCCCAGAGUGGAAAGUUGGAGACUCAAGAAGCAAGACCAUUUCUCACUUCUUCCAGCACGGUUGCACCUCCCUCCCUCCCACGUUGCCAUCGUUGUCCCACACAGGCAGGACUCUGCUUAGGGUAGCCUGCUGCUUGCACAGCUUGGGCUGGUUUGGUGUUCUGUUUAGUUAGUAGGUGGGCAGGCUACAGGCAUCACAGGAGUUCUGAGGUUUUGCUGCCAUAUUUGUUUUUCUUAAGAAUUUGAAAUUUUCUCUUAAGACUUGAUAGGUUGAUUUUGUGCACCAAGGGUUUGGUCAUGCCUGAGGAGGCCAAGGCCCUCAGGAGCAAGCUUUAUUGUGUGAAGAAUUUGGUGAAGGAGGUAGAAGACCACGGUAUCGGUUCCUAAAAUGCAGGCGGCUGUACGUUUCUUAAAACUUCACUCAUUUGCCUUUUACUUGGGCCUCUCGUAUUUCCAACCUCAUUAGAGAAGUGUUUUUUCUAAAGAGGUUCAGGCCAAACGCCCGAGGAGCUGAGCUUGAUGUGUUUCCCGCUGAGUGAGAACUUGCAAGGUGGUUUGGGGCUUGGUUUUCACAGAUUCUGAGUUAGAGCUGAAGGCCACGUCAGCCCCACAGAUCAUAUACAAGUGCACAGUAUUGUGGGUAUAGCCACCCUAAGUGGCGCCAGCUACUCUGACCACUGCUCAGGUCUCCCUAAGGAAAUGCUAAGUGCAGCAUUAACUCCACAAAUCAGCUGGAUGAGACUGAAUGCUGAGAGCUGAGGCGAUAGAAAAUCCUGGCUUCCCAUCACUCAGGGUAUGAAGUGCCUGUGUUAGGGAACUGCUGCAGGGAGGUGGUUCUUGGGUCGCACUGCUUAUGCCCUGUCGGCAGAAGGGGACUCUCCCUGGCCUAUUUGGACAAGCGUGCAUAGCAGAAGGGGACAGAAGCUCAGGUCACAUUCAGGACAGCAGCAUCCUUACCCACCCUCUCUGCAGCCUUGUCAAAUGGCAGCUGCACGGAGGCCCCAGGCACCACAGCAGGUCCAUGGAUGCUCUGCCCUCAGAACACUAGGCCUCCUGUGGACGUGCAGUGUUACUUAGGAUGCUAUUUAUUUACAAGACCAGGUUUUACCUUCCGUGGAGGUGGAAACAGCACAGAAUAAAGAAAUGAGGCCAUUAAC
Myotis brandtii (Brandt's bat) is the source of this 4573-nucleotide messenger RNA. RefSeq names its product fem-1 homolog a (C. elegans) (gene FEM1A). The record is from RefSeq and is a predicted model, not a curated record. Gene Ontology annotation, molecular function: protein binding. Lineage: Eukaryota; Metazoa; Chordata; Mammalia; Chiroptera; Vespertilionidae. The transcript is spliced from 2 exons. Bases 1185 to 3020 code for a protein of 611 amino acids.